UAAUUAAUUAUUUUAUGCCCUAACUGAGCGAAAUCUUCCUUAUUAUCAUGACUAUAUUGUGUGUUUCAGUGAUUCUUGGUAAAUCACAUUACGUUCUGUUUAAUCUGGUGUCUGCCAUGCAACCAAGAAUGUUGGUGACAUUUGACACUGAUCUGCGUCCUUUGCCCGUCUCUGUGAGAGUUGGCCAGGCAGUUGAUGUAGUGGGUCAAGCAGGAAAGCCCAAGACAAUAACAGGAUUUCAGACUCACACUACACCGGUGUUGCUUGCAUAUGGAGAAAGAGCAGAGUUAGCCACCGAGGAAUAUAUUUCACUGGCACCGAUAAUGGAGGGUUUUGUUAUCUUGAAGAAGAAUCCAGAAUACGAGAAAACAGAGAGCUGA
Messenger RNA from Orbicella faveolata, 380 nucleotides. Its product is annotated as 26S proteasome non-ATPase regulatory subunit 2-like. The record is from RefSeq and is a predicted model, not a curated record. Gene Ontology annotation, biological process: proteasome-mediated ubiquitin-dependent protein catabolic process; regulation of protein catabolic process. NCBI's taxonomy places the organism in Eukaryota, Metazoa, Cnidaria, Anthozoa, Scleractinia, Merulinidae. Gene Ontology annotation, molecular function: enzyme regulator activity. Gene Ontology annotation, cellular component: proteasome regulatory particle, base subcomplex; nucleus; proteasome storage granule.